This is a messenger RNA of Helicoverpa armigera (cotton bollworm), 2163 nucleotides long. Its product is annotated as zinc carboxypeptidase A 1. The transcript is spliced from 11 exons. The record is from RefSeq and is a predicted model, not a curated record. Gene Ontology annotation, biological process: proteolysis. Bases 116 to 2065 code for a protein of 649 amino acids. NCBI's taxonomy places the organism in Eukaryota, Metazoa, Arthropoda, Insecta, Lepidoptera, Noctuidae. Gene Ontology annotation, molecular function: metallocarboxypeptidase activity; zinc ion binding.
CUAUUAUACUUUGGGUUUAAAGUUAUUUUAAGUAGUUUCAUAGUUUCAGAAGGUGUAGCGUAUUGAUUUCAUGCAUGAAAAUCGUUUACUUAUCAAAACAACUGGUAGUUGAGAAAUGCUCAAACUCCUAGGAAUAGUUACCGUUUUGUAUGUGUGUUACCAUGAAAUUGAUGCAGGUACGACGGCGGUUUCAUCCGUGUCUUGUGGAAACUGCAGUGCUACAAACUACACUACAAACUACACAACGGUAGACAAAUUAGAGUUUUGGGUGCCAACAACACCUGCUAGAAGAUUCCACAGAAAGAGACCCGUUUCUUCCGAAAGCAACAGUCGCAUACGCUUGCGAGCGAAACACAUACAUGAAAAGUCUACAGAGGGGAUUCAAUCGAAUGAACAAGAGGUAGAACCUAGGCAUGACAUGGAAAGUGAUUCGAAACGUUCCGCUCAUAAAACUAAUGAGAAUAAAAGUCACAAUAAGCAUGAUGUUAAGAAGCACAAUAAUGCAGAUACUAAUAAGAAUCUUAACAGUAAGAAACCUGAAAGUAAAGAAAAAAAACAUAAGAAUCAUGAAACUGAGAAAAAUAAAUUACAUAAAACGGAAGAUAGCCAUACGAAAAGCAAAAAACACAAAGAAGAAGACCAUAAGAAUGAAAAAACCAAACAUGAUACGGAAAAAAAGAAUAAAGAAAAAAAAGCUGAUUCGAAACAUUCUAAGAAUAAACAAGAAAGUGAUGACGUACAAGUAAAACACAAGUCUAAGGCUCAAAUAAGGGAAGAUCGUACAAAUUCCGCUAAGGAUGACCACAGGGUGGGAGGACCCUUGAGAAUGAAGAAGCACCACCGAGAAAUGAAGCAAGGCAGAGAACCUGACAGGUCACACUCACACGUGCGGGAGCGUAAAACGAAUCAUAAAAAAGAUGAACAUGCUCAUAUCAGAUCAACGAGACUAGUUCCACUUUCACUGAUGCAGCAAGAAGACGAUCCGGGUGCUGCAGGGGCGGGAGGAGACGCGGGAGGGGCGGGAGGGGGUGGUCACAGACCUCCAGCACAAGACCAUCGUCCAUCCUUGCUCAGUCCGUAUUCCGUAAUGAGUCAAUUGAAACAAAUAUUCGAUGAGUUUCCUUCAGCCAACGCAACGUUCGAGACCGUAGGUCGAACUGCAGAAUACAAUGAUAUAGUCAUUAUUAAAAUCAGCCAAACAAAACGCGAUUCUGAUACAUAUUUCCGAGCCGAGGAAAGUAAGUACAUUGAUGAGGUUCCGGAAAAAAAGAUACUUUUCAUAGUUCACGGCCUGGUCGUGAUGGGAAUAAGAAACACGCCGGCUCUGGUUGAAGUGGAGAAAUUUACAACGCUACUGGGUUAUUACUUGAAACAUUUAGACAAGUUCGAUAUAUUCUUAAUACCUAUGGCGAAUCCUGACGGGUACUCCCAUAGUCAUGCUUCUCAUCCUCUGUACCAAGCUUCGCAUGGGAUGUGGAACAAAAAUAUGUCUCCCCAAGAAGCUUGUCCUGGGGUCGCGUUAGACCGUAAUUUCGACGUGGCUUGGAAUGCGACGCGGCUGGUCAGCUCAUGCAGUCCGUUAUACCCUGGCCCCUCGCCCUUCUCUGAGGUUGAAUCGAAAGCCAUUCGGGACAUCUUCCACUACUUCGGACAUAAGAUUUUGGCGUAUAUCCACGUGCAUGCUAGCAGCUAUAGUGGAAGCGUUUUUAAAGGCGAUGCCAUAUUGUUUCCGAGAGGCUACACGGAACAGCAAUCAGAUGACGACAAGUACAUCGACUUGCGAGGAGAGAUUGAUGAAGCGAUGAAAAACGGCAGCUUCCAAGUAAUGUCUGUAGCAGUUGAAACUCUGUACAACUGGUACGGGAAGGUGACAGGAUCAAGUGUCGACUACGCAUCUACGGUGUAUGGUAUCCCCUUCGCCUUAGAAUUCGCAAUACAACCGUACGCCGACUCGGACCGGUAUAUGAACAACCUCGCACUUACAAGGAUAUGGAGUAGAGUUAUAGACACCACCUUCAACUUUAUCCACAAGAGCUUACAUUCCAAUGAUGUAAGAAGAAAAUGACCUGAUUAUAUGUAGCUGAAGCCUUGUUUUAAUAAUUAUCAAUUAUAAUUUAAAUAAUCUAGCAUAAAUUACUGACUGUGCUUGAGGGAAUUAUUUCG